AUGGCCACCACCUAUUGCACCCACCCACGCGAUAUGCUGCAGGAGAGGCCCGGUGUCUGCCCUGCGCCCGCAACCACCCUGGUCCCUGCUUUUCCGCCAGGACUAGAGUUGGGCGCGGGGCUGCCAAGAGGAGGCUUUCCUGCAGCGGCGCUCGCUGCUCUUCCGCCAACGUGGCACCGGGAGCACAGCAGCUGCAUCGCAGUGUCGCCCCAUUUAAGGUGGCUUGACCGACAGGUCUGCAGUCAAGUUAUCGGAUAG
Messenger RNA from Penicillium mononematosum, 258 nucleotides. RefSeq lists its product as uncharacterized. NCBI's taxonomy places the organism in Eukaryota, Fungi, Ascomycota, Eurotiomycetes, Eurotiales, Aspergillaceae. The transcript has a single exon. Bases 1 to 258 code for a protein of 85 amino acids. The record is from RefSeq and is a predicted model, not a curated record.